CGUGGCGAGUGUGCCAUUUCUGUGCACUUCUCCAAGCGACAAUAAGUGCGUACCGAUUUCUGCGUGACAAGUCUGUGGAUUCUGGACAACCAAACAGCAAAGUGUGGCUUAACAAUAUCGUAUUAUGUUUUGAUUAUAGAAAUACUUGGUGAGGAAGCAAUGAUUUAGGCUAAUGUGUAUUAGGCCUAUUACAUUUUAACUAAGAAGUUAUUCUAUUUGCUCUGGCUGGUGACUUGGCGUGAAGAAGUGACGUCUCUUUGGGGGAAACAAGACCAUUUGCGCAAAAGCUGGUGGGACGCACGGCUGUGCGUUUUCUCCUGACACCUGUUUUGGUGCAUGGAGUCCGAGUGAGGAUAUUGCCAUUUGUAUGCGCUAAACCAUGGCGGAGGGGUAACUUCCUCUUUUUAACGACUUCCAUCAAGAGUGAUUGAAUGGACGCACCACGCAUCAUGGAAAGUGUCUCGAACGACCAAGACUUUUGGUCCCUCAACGAAACAUGGAGAAACUCGUCUCUCAGCAACGCGACGGAGGCUGGGAACAACACUGUGAACCCGUUGAAGAGGAAUGAAGAGGUGGCCAAGGUGGAAGUUACCGUACUCGCCUUGGUGUUGUUCCUGGCUCUGGCGGGUAACCUGUGCGUCUUGGUGGCUAUCCACACGACCAAACACGCACAGUCACGAAUGUAUUACUUUAUGAAGCAUCUCAGUAUCGCGGAUCUUGUGGUGGCAAUAUUUCAGGUCUUGCCACAACUUAUUUGGGACAUAACUUUUCGCUUUUAUGGACCAGAUAUUCUCUGCAGAUUGGUCAAGUAUCUGCAAGUGGUUGGGAUGUUCGCGUCCACCUAUAUGCUUGUGUUGAUGUCAAUUGACAGGUGUUUGGCUAUCUGUCAGCCUCUCCGUUCUUUACACAAAAGAAAGGACCGACUUUAUGUGGUCUCCUCCUGGGUGAUGAGUCUAUUGUUCAGUAUUCCUCAAGUGUACAUUUUCUCCCUGAGAGAAGUUGGAAACGGCGUGUAUGACUGUUGGGGUGACUUUGUGCAGCCGUGGGGCGCGAAGGCUUACAUCACUUGGAUUAGCCUAACCAUCUAUAUAAUACCUGUGGCGAUACUGAGCAUAUGCUAUGGACUCAUAAGCUUUAAAAUAUGGCAGAAUUUUAAAUUGAAAACCAAGAAAGACCAGUGCAUCACCCUCACCCCGAAGUCGUCCAAAGGCAACGCGCUCGCCAGAGUCAGCAGCGUCAAGCUUAUCUCAAAGGCAAAGAUCACCACAGUGAAAAUGACAUUUGUCAUCGUCGUGGCGUACAUCGUUUGCUGGACGCCGUUUUUCUUCGUGCAGAUGUGGUCUGCGUGGGAUCCAGCGGCGCCGAGAGAGGCGAUGCCGUUCAUCAUCUCUAUGCUGCUGGCGAGCCUCAACAGCUGUUGUAACCCGUGGAUCUACAUGUUCUUCGCGGGCCACCUGUUCCACGACCUGCGCCAGUCGCUGCUGUGCUGCUCCGCGCACUACAUCAAGACCUCCCGGGGGUGCCGCUGCGAGCGGGACCAGGACUCCAGCCGCAAGAGCAACUCCUCCACGUAUGUCAUCAAAAGCACCAGCAGCCAGCGGAGCAUCACUCAGACCUCCACCACAUAGUGUUGUACUGUACACACUUCAUACACGCCUGUGACGAAGCUCAUACUCGCCUAAUACGACCCCAUCACUCUGUCACUCCAUCCACCACACCUCUACCACACUGUGUAAAUGGUAAAUGUACUGCAUUUCUGUCAGGUUCAUUACAGUCAAGAAACACAAGACAAGAAAUUGUGAAUACAGUUUCUAUAUUGAAUAGUUAUGAAUUAGAUUUGGCGGUAUGGGUAUGUUCAGAGAAGUCCCCUGGAUUUCCAUGAGCACCCUCUGAAUUGUUGGCCAGCCUCAAGAAAAACCCGUCAGCAUCGGCCCCUGAGGACUGUCUGCCCACCAGCACAUGCCCUGUAUGCCAGAUUACCAGUCCAGAUCUGUCCACAAAAUAGUGUGCAUCUGUACAGACACUUAUGUAAACUCAUGCAUACCUGUUGGGCUCCAUUAUUCAUACAGUACCUUCGCCAUGAAGAGAACAUUUGACUGGGCCUAGGACAAAAUCCCUGACUGGGCCUAGGACCCCCCUCUAUCCCUGGGCCUGGGACAACUGACCUGUUUGACCCCCCUGAUGGCUCUCCUGCACACCUGGCCCAAUGUCCUCCCUCAGAUCUUCACUACAUAGUUCACACCUGUACAAACACAUACACACCUGUCUGUCUUAUUUUCACCGCAAUAAGACAGGCUUGUAAUGUGAAUAAUAAGUGAGUGAUCGGCAUAGAAAUUAGCAGUAUCAAAUUAGCACCCCUUAACCUGCCUAUUCAGAACAUUUUGGGGGGGAACACAGUGGUCCUCUGUCUGAAAAAAGUUGGCGAAACACUGCUCUACCACAUGAACAAAAUCGCCCACUCCAAACACUUACCCUCCAUCAAUCCCUCCCACUGUCCUCUCAAACGUGGCCCCCAUUACAACUAAAUGUUGUGGGGAGACACUCACAACUCUAUUUCCGUCAAAAAAAGGCAUUUUCACACAGGACCACUGCCUCCUGCCCCCAGGCUUUACUGGUGUCAAAACUAUUUUACCAAGGUCACCUCAAGAAGAUGGCUAUAAAUUGGAGUGAUAAACGGGGGAUAUUUAUCGGUGUGAAAAUGCUUUUACUGCAGAUGAGCAGUGCCCCGAGCAUCCCCAUCUCCCCACACCUAUGUGACGUCCCCCUAACACACUAUACUAUAUAUAAUCUGUCUGUUUCAUCUGCUCUGUGUGAACUCACCUGUGACAUCCCCCAUCCUCUACACCUGGUCUGACAGCAAGGCUAGCAAGUACGUAUGGUACAAUGUGACUGUGUACUGUUCUUUUAUUUGAGGACAGGAGAGGUAGUGGCAAAGGGGCCUAUUAAAUAUUGAUUAAGACAUACAGUACAGGAAGUCUUUUAGAGGGGUGACCCCAGCCACUCCAUUCAUGAUUGGAUCAGUCGACCUUUGACCCUCCUAAAUUGCUUUGCGGGUCGGCUGUGGGGUGGCCUCUGUUGCCACCACACUGCCCUUGCACAAGAGGGACACAAUUCCUCUCUGAAAGGCCAUUAGAGUAUUAUAGCAAGAGAGAACAGUCCAGUCCAGAGAAGAUGAGUCUGUAGUGAAGAGAAGGAGAAGUUUGUCUCACUUGGCCUCGAACUCUGCUCUCCGGAGUGCCAAAGUUGCACUUUUUUGACUGUGACAGUAAAGACAGGCAAGCAGAAGCAGGCUCAUUGGCAUUGGCAGUCAGAACACAGCCACACUCCAUUGCAGAGACAAAACUACGUACUCAUGUACUCUCUCUCUCACGUGUGCCAGCCUCAUGACGUCCCUGUUGGUUGACUGUUUGACCCCACGCCGUGUGACAUUGAUGUGACAUUGCCACUUUCUUUUCCUGCAUCGUCAUUGGAAUCAUAUUUAGUAAAUCAGAUCUUUCUUUUUUUUACAAGAUGGACGGAAUGUGACAAGUCUUCUCACUAAUUCUUGUUUUCUUUUUUGCAGAGAGCAAAGGAAAGAAUUUGUCACUUUCUUUUUCCAUGAAAUAAAUUUAGGACCUGAUGACGGAACGUGUAGAGAAGAGUCUGUGUAAUAUAUUUGUUUUUCUUUUUCCUGUUAAAGUCUUUACAUUAGACAUGUUAUCACUAAGCUGAAUAAAAUAUGAGUGUGUGUGUACUCCUUGUGAGAUUUGCUGUAAGCACACAAAAGAUCUAUAUAUAUAUAUAUAAAAAAACAUGUUUACAUUUCACUGAAAAAACACAGCAUCACGUUGUUUUUCUAUUUUCUUUUUAAAUGAUUUUCAAAUUUUCAAUCUAUGUUAAUAAUAUUAUGUUAAUGCUGUGUAGAAGACUAUCAUGAGACUCAUGACUUGCCUUAACACCAACUUGAAACUUUUGGCCACAUAAUAUGAUAAUGGAACACAGUAUUAUCAAUGUUUUUGGGAUUCUAAGAUACUAUGUUACUUGCACCACUUUGUUCCAAGAAAUAAAGCAAAAACAAGGUCUCAAGCUACUGAAUUUCUACGCUGAGAGCAUUAUGGCCGUUUUCAAUUUCUAUAAUAUUAUUCAAAUCGAAGAUAUAAUGUAGGUCUUAUUUAUUGAAAAAAAAAAAAGAUUUUAUGUGCUCUUUCAGUUAAAGUCUAUGGAUUGGAUGGCUACUUUUUUCAAAAGUGUAUUAAAGAUGAAU
Messenger RNA from Engraulis encrasicolus (European anchovy), 4243 nucleotides. RefSeq names its product oxytocin receptor a (gene oxtra). Gene Ontology annotation, biological process: regulation of systemic arterial blood pressure by vasopressin; positive regulation of vasoconstriction; cellular response to hormone stimulus. The transcript has 2 exons. NCBI's taxonomy places the organism in Eukaryota, Metazoa, Chordata, Actinopteri, Clupeiformes, Engraulidae. Gene Ontology annotation, molecular function: peptide binding; vasopressin receptor activity; oxytocin receptor activity. The coding region runs from base 432 to 1628 and encodes 398 amino acids. Gene Ontology annotation, cellular component: plasma membrane. The record is from RefSeq and is a predicted model, not a curated record.